AUGAGCCGCACCUUGAGCCGGUCAAUCCGAACUCGCAGUCACCAGGCCCUUCUCGAUCAAAGUAUGGGGAGAAGCAUGCCAUCUUUGACCGGUCAUACCCAAUCGGUCAUCCCGCAACCCACGCCAACAGUACCCACAAGUGUCGGACAAUUGGUGGACCCUCCCUCCUAUUGCACCCCUAACUUCACUCGGGGUCCAACUCCCUUCCCGGGUUUGGCCAGGACUCCGGGAUCUUCGAUCUUUGAAUUCAACCCUCACAUCAGCCCCUUCCUUUCCUCAGCUGGUUCCUCAAACUCAACCUCGUUCAGCAACUUAUCCUCUGGAACAACGUCUGAUGGUAUCCAGAGUUUCCCAAGCUCCCCUUUGAAGAGACCUGCCCCCGUGCCCGAUUCCCCUGCUGCUGACAUGACCAAAAACAAUGAACUGCCACCUCGAUUUGAAGAUGAAUACAACGAAGGUGACGUGAACAACAACAACGGUAAGUGGUCGUUUUAUCAAGAUGGUUCAAUCAACUCCCUUUAUUCAACCUUUGUCAUCUAUUCCGACUGUAUUCUUCUUCUGUCGUCUAUUCAAAAGUUGACGACGACGAUGAACUGCCACCUCGAUUUGAAGAUGAAUACCACCAUUACUCCCACCACUUUGGCUCCCGAGUCACCCGAUGAAGAACGCAAGUACCAGGUACAUUUCAAUCUUUGGCAACCUGAGUGCCCUCCUGAACCCGAACCUAAGAAGCAGAAGCGCACAGCCGGUGGCUCACGCCUGAGUCAACGCAAAUCGACGAAGCCCAAGUACAAAAAUUACGCUCCGAAGGUACCUACCUAUAUCACUUAUUCACCAAAAACCGCCGAUUUCGACACCGUCAAGAAACAGCUCUUUGACUCUUGCAAUGAACACCUACCGGGUGUUUCCCGAGUCCUUGAGAACUCCUGGGUUGCAGGUGGACUUGCAAUCAUAGGGUUUGUUACCGGUUCAAACGGGUUCAAAGGUCAGGAUAAAGCCUCAAUCAAAAAACCCACCUUCUUCGACGACUCCUUCGACCGAUUCAACACAGCUUCCUUAAAAGCAUCUGCCGGUACGAAGAUGGGCUUCCGCAUCUCCCACGAGAACCCCUUGGCAUCCGAGAACGCACGCAGAUCCCUUGCUAGCGCGCUCAAAGACUCUAGGUUUGAGGAAGAAUCUGAGGCCUCUGACGGUGAGGAGGGCACUCGCUGA
Molecule: messenger RNA, 1212 nt
Organism: Melampsora larici-populina 98AG31
Lineage: Eukaryota; Fungi; Basidiomycota; Pucciniomycetes; Pucciniales; Melampsoraceae
Exons: 6
Coding region: 1-1212 (403 amino acids)
Source: RefSeq, a predicted model, not a curated record